UUAAAACUAAAACGAAAUUGAAAAAUUCAGUUGAGCCAAAAACAUCGCAACACCGAAUAGCACGGACACAAACCACAAAUAGCAACAAAUUUAUUACAAUUUUGUAUACACACAAAUUUGACAGUCAGCUGGCAAACGUUUUCAUCGCCAACAUAGAACACAACAAAUAGAAGCAGAAGAAGAAAAAAUCUGGGAAAAUUUUAUUUAUAAAAAAGUUGAUAGCAAUUUCAAUUGAAAAAAUAAGAUGAGUUUGCCGGUAAUUAUUGCGGGCAUACAAAGCACUGCAGGCGCUGUGCCAGUGCGAAAUGAGAAAGGUGAGAUUUCUAUGCAAAAAGUAAAAGUGCAGCGGUACGUAUCAGGCAAGCGUCCAGAUUAUGCACGAAAUGAUUCUAGCAGCGAUGAGAGUGACUUGGAAGACUUCAUCGAUCAUCGGAAGCGCACAACUGCAGCAAUUGCACAGCAGGAGCGUCGCUUAAGGCGUGAAGAGGAAAUUGCACUUCAGCGGGCAGCCGAUGAAGAUGACGAUGCUGAAUUUGAUGAUCCACGUUUAAGGCGACUACGUGCGCGUCCCGUAGAACAAGAUGAUGUAGAGCUGGAACGGAAAGAUCGUCAUCGACAUGUACAUGAGCCAGAAUUUGUUGAAACAGAAUCAGAGGAAAGCGAGAAUGAACCCAACCGCACUAUUGAAGCAUCGACAAAUAAAAUCACAUUAGCUUCAGAGUCUGACUCUGAUUCAGAAUUAAGUGAAACUGAAUUGGAGAAGAGACGUAUGAAACUACGUCAACGCAUGUUGCAGCAACAAAAAGAAGAAGAGAUUUUACAAAAAGAAGAAGAAAACAAAUCAGAAUCAUCAGAUAGCGAGAGUUCAGAUUAUGAGGAGGAAACUGAAAGUGAGGAAGACAAUGAACCACGUCUAAAACCACUUUUUGUACGUAAACGCGACAGAGCUACAAUACAGGAGAAGGAACGUGAGGCACAGAAACAAAAACAACUCGAAACUGAAGCUAAGAAAUCUGCUAAGGAAAGACGCAGACAUACCCUACGUAUGGUCGAAGAUAGUGUCAAAAAGGAUUUGGAAAAGGUGAAAGUAAGUGCAAAUUUGGUAAUUAGCAUUGGUUGCUUCUAGAGCAUAUCCUGCUCA
Teleopsis dalmanni is the source of this 1141-nucleotide messenger RNA. Its product is annotated as microfibrillar-associated protein 1-like. Gene Ontology annotation, biological process: mRNA splicing, via spliceosome. Lineage: Eukaryota; Metazoa; Arthropoda; Insecta; Diptera; Diopsidae. Gene Ontology annotation, molecular function: RNA binding. The coding region runs from base 245 to 1126 and encodes 293 amino acids. The record is from RefSeq and is a predicted model, not a curated record. Gene Ontology annotation, cellular component: U2-type spliceosomal complex. The transcript is spliced from 3 exons.